Hypomesus transpacificus is the source of this 5659-nucleotide messenger RNA. RefSeq names its product SIX homeobox 5 (gene six5). Gene Ontology annotation, cellular component: nucleus; transcription regulator complex. The record is from RefSeq and is a predicted model, not a curated record. Gene Ontology annotation, biological process: regulation of transcription by RNA polymerase II. Gene Ontology annotation, molecular function: RNA polymerase II cis-regulatory region sequence-specific DNA binding; DNA-binding transcription factor activity, RNA polymerase II-specific. The coding region runs from base 258 to 3353 and encodes 1031 amino acids. Lineage: Eukaryota; Metazoa; Chordata; Actinopteri; Osmeriformes; Osmeridae. The transcript has 3 exons.
AAAAACGGCCGUUGCAAAUAUUAAGGUCAUAUUCUGCACAUUCAUUAAUUAAAAUAACAUGCAAUCUCCAGUUACAUAAAACCAAUUUUAUCACCAAACUGCAAUUAAAUGACUUGUUAGAUUAAACUAAACCCAAUGUCCAAAAGCCCGACAUACAACAGAAACCACAAAACGGAGAUUUUAAUUUUAUGGGUGCAAUUAAUCUUUGAGAUUGACAAGGGGAGUAAGGGAAGGGAGUAGGGGCGUGACGCGUGUGCAUGGCAGGCAGUCGUCGACAGACGAAGAGAAUGGGUCUGGGAGAAAGAACGAAGGGGAGGGAGGAGGAACUACAAGAAGAAAAAAAAGUUAAAGUAAAAAUGGCUUCCUUGUCUUUGGACUCUGCAGAGCAAUCUGAGAAUAGCCCGGAGGAGUCUACCGCGGAGCCCGUCGAAACGAAAGAAGACAUAGAUCCGGACGAAGUUUCUGAGCAACUGCUUCAAAGUUUCCAAAACUCUGCGCUCAGUUUUUCGACCGACCAAGUAGCUUGUCUGUGCGAAGCUCUUUUACAAGCGGGCAAUGUGGAUCGCCUGUGGAGAUUUCUCUCUACCAUCCCUCCUUCAGCAGAGCUGCUACGUGGCAACGAGACCCUGCUCAAGGCCCAGGCACUGGUCGCUUUCCACCGGGAUGAAUAUAAAGAGCUGUAUGCCAUUCUAGAGAGCCACGACUUCCACCCCAGCAACCAUGGGUUCCUUCAGGACCUGUACUUACAGGCGCGUUACAAGGAGGCGGAGAGGUCCCGGGGUCGCAGCCUAGGUGCCGUGGACAAAUAUCGACUGAGGAAAAAAUUCCCUUUGCCAAAGACUAUCUGGGAUGGAGAGGAAACGGUGUACUGCUUCAAGGAGAAGUCUCGCAAUGCACUGAAAGAGUGUUACAAAAGUAACAGAUACCCUACUCCUGACGAGAAAAAAAACUUGGCCAAAGUCACCGGGCUCUCUCUCACUCAAGUAAGUAAUUGGUUCAAGAAUCGACGGCAGAGAGACAGAACUCCGUCUGGGACCCAUAGCAAAAGCGAGUCGGAUGGCAAUCACAGCACCGAGGACGAGGGCAGCAACAUGGAUGACAUCUCCGACAAACCUGAUGACAUCACUUCCUCUACCGCCUCCCUCAUCUCCCUGGCCGGCGCCCCCUGCAGCACAGGAGGCCAGCUGUUCCUCAACGGCACCGGGGGCUUCCUCACCGCUUCCCACCCGCUCCUCCUCAACGGGAGCUCUCUGAUCUCCGGGACGGGGGGGAGGGUCAUCAUCAACGGCCUGACGCUGAGCGACGGCCACACGGUCACCCUGAGCUCUGUUCCUGCCAACUCCCCUCUGCUCCUCAACGGGGCCCAGGUCAUCUCUUCCAAGCCCACUGGGGGGGUGCAGCGCCAGGAGCUGAGCAUAGGCCUGGGGCUGGAGGACCAGGGGAUGUGUGCCAUGGAGGCCCAUCCAAGUAGUCUGCCCACGGUGGUCCUUGGCCCCAGCACCAGCUCCACCCCAGGCCCGGCCAUCUCUCUUCCCCCAUCUGAAGACCUGAAGGCGGAUGGUGGGAGCCUGGCGAGCCCCUCUGCAUCAGUCAUCCCCACCCUAGACUUCAUCAAUGUCCCAGAGGGGAUGGUUAUCAAAUCAGAGAACGGCAUUCACACAGUAACCGUCUCCCCCUCCUCUUCUUCCUCAUCCAUCUCUCCAACUCUGUCCUCCCCCACAUCACUGCCAUCCCUGGUUUUGACUCAAAAUGGCCACCUCCAGGACCCCCUCUCCCUACCCUCUUCACUCUCCUCUACUGGUGUGGUUAUCUCCAGUCCUGUAGUGCCCCUGGCCAACCAACAGGGCGAGUAUGUGGUGUUUGCCACUGCUGGCUCCCAGUUGACCCCUUCCAGUUCCAUCUGCCAGGUAGUCUCUUCCUCCGGCUACCCCACCCCUCCACAGGUGUUCUCCUUGCCCCAGGUCGUGCCCUCAAUCCAAGGCAUCCCUGUCUCCCAGCUGGUGCAUUCUGGAGCUCAGGUGUCUCAGUGCCCUCAACUGGUCCCUGUGUCCACCCUCACUUCCUCCCUCCCUCAGUCCACCCUGUCUGGCUUUCAGACCCCCCAGACACUGAGCCUGGGUCCCAAACCUCUCACCCCCCAGCAGCAACAGUCCGGGGCCUCGACCCUGGGGGAGGGCACCACUAUCCUCUCCGUCUCCCAGUUGAACAACAGCCAGCUCGCCCAGGGGCUUACUUACCAGCUGGGGGAACAAAGCUCCUCCACCACCCCCUCACUAACCCAGAUUCAGACCCAGGGGUUAACAGGGGCACACGUCACCCCAAUCUCUUCCUCAACACAGGUGGUUCCGGCCCCCCACUCCACAGACACGGUCAUGGGCACCCUCUCAGCCCCAGCCCAUUUGGUGCCUCUCUCUCUCCCCCAGCUGGUGCCUGUCUCCUCUUCCGGGUCCCUCGCCUUCCCCCAGGUAGUCCCAGCCUCCCCCUCCCUCUCCCUGCCCUCCACUGGGGGGGGCUUCCAGAUCAUAGCCUCUGGACCAGCAGCAGGGGGGGUCACCCAGGGUCCCUUUAGGAUCAACCAGCUUGGAUCACUCCAAAGUUUGGUCCCUCCCACCAGCAUGGGCCCUGGUGUUCAGUUGCUCAACUCCGGGGUCAUCCAGCUCCCAUCAGGCUCUCCAGGUAACCUCCUCCUUGGAGGAAGUCCUAUCCUGAGUGUCCAGCAGGGGAAGCUGAUCCUGACCAUCCCAGCAGGUAUCCAGUUCACCAGCCUACCAGUCAAACCCGUCCCUGAGGCUUCCCCUCUGUCCUCCAACAGUGUAGGCCCCCUCCUGACCUCCGUCCUCUCACCCCCAACCUCCCUCCCCGUCUCCGCUUCCAGCACCCUCCAGACCUCCCCUCUCUGCUUCAUAAACUCCUCCCCGCUCUACGGCACUCCAGACUCUGGAGGCCAUAUCAGCCUUGCCCCUCCGUCGAUCCCUUCCCUGCACACCACCCUGGACCCCUCCUGCACCCCCACACCUCCCAACACCCUCACCCCAGAGAGCAUGCUGUCCCUCAGCCCCAUGUGCAGUGGGGUGACCGCCUCCACCCAGCUCCCCCAGCCCACCUGGAGCCCCGUGCCCCUUUCCACCUCUGCCAGCCUGACUCUGUUUGAUAUCCGCGGGAAGGAGGAUCUACCCGAGGACCCCGCUCUGCUGGGCCUACCUGGAGGUGAGUCCCUGCUCCUAGGGAGUCCUUCCCCAGACCAGGAUGGGGAGAGGGACUCCCAGCUGCAGGAUCCUGAAGAGAUGGAUGGGGUCCCGAAGAUCCUCACCCAACUCCAGUCAGUCCCGGUGGACGACGAGCUGCGAUUGUAGACAGGACCUCCGUUUCCCUGUAAACUCCACGUUCUAGAACUACGAGACUUGUUUCUUGGAUUGUCUGGUUGAAGUUGCCACAGUUCAUCUUUUCAAGACCAUCUCUGUACGUAAGGUGUGAGAGCACUUUUCUUGGGAUAAAACAUGCCCUGAUUGACGUGGAUUGGGGCAGAGUUACAAGCGAUAGGACAGCAGGAUUGUAAACCGUAUGGAUUGACUGGCAGGAGGAUUCACAGGCUAUCCCCCAAAGUGGUGUUACUGAUCUGCAUUAAGACAUGUACUGGACAUUGGUCCAACAUACCAGAGCCCCUUACUUCCUCUUGCUCCCCAACACUAGUCAGGUCAGUCUGCCUUAAAGUAUUUCCUGGGUCACUCAAACCACUUCUGGUGUCACCAUGGAACCCAGGUCAGAGGACAUCCUCUGGCCUAGUUAUACCCACAGGAGAAACUAGGCCAGACAACUCUCCAAAGAACCAUCUGUACCUCCUACCUGCCACGUUCUUCCCAUGGAGCAGUGCUUAGUGGAGAGGUCGUCUCCACGUGUACGUGGACUUUUUACAGACAUUGGGAAAGAAGUGGAGUCAGGAAAUUCAACCUGUUCUACCCUACUAUGCAAUCAACGUUUAGUGUAUUGUACUGUGUCCUCUGCAUGACACUUUCUGAGUUCUGGAACACUAAUACAGAUUACACUCAGUGCACAUUACUACAUGCUAUGUGCACAUUACGAGAGUACUGUACAAUCGUACUACACUAUGACUAGUUUGGUUAUGAAUGACGUAUGUAUUCUGUGUGUUUCUUUUAAUAUUUAGUGUUUGGAUAUUGAGAAGUCCUAAGUGCCUUAUUUCUGGGAUCAAAUCCGUCUGUCACCUUCAUAUGGGCUUGACUCUUGGAUUUUGCAGUGAUAAAACAUCAACCCAGCCAGGUAUGAACAUGUAAACCCUAAUACGAGUUGUAUAGUAACUCUUAUCUCAGUCAGUGUAGAUUAAGGCGUAAUAUGAACUGACACGACUUGGUUGCAUGAUCCUUCUUGUUUGAACGCAGACUAAACAAAUUCUUUGACCAUUUUGCACAUUUGAUCCACAUCCCCAUGGUCACUCUGUCUGUUGUUACGAUGAUAACUGUUCCAUUCUGAAAACUCCCUGUGUUGCCUCUGUUCCCGGUGACCUUUCCCUCUCAGCUAUUACACUAAAGGGCUGAGUGGCUUACAGUGGUGUGAUUCUCUGGUGUGAUUGUGCGGCAGUUUCCUUCCAUAAAAAUCAUAGCGGUUAACAAUAGAUCUUGGUUUAAAACCAAAAUAGUCUUACAUUUGUGGUGCACUUGAUUAGUCUACCCAGUACAAAGAAGCCAAGGAAACUGUCCCAGAAUUGCAUGUCAAACUCACCUCAAAUAUGGGUGACUUAAGUGGGCCAAAUGACUUAAGUGGGCCAAAUGACUAAAAAAAAAAUGACUAAAUGUGGGCCAGGUGUUUCCUGCUCGAGCCUCACAGACUGUGUCUGAGUCUGUCAAAGAUCAACGGUACACCGUCACCGUGGAGACUUCCUCCUGACCAGAGCCAAGGCCAUCGUUUUUAAUCUGUGUGAGUUUUGUUGUUUCUUUUCUAUGUAUAUUUAAUGCAUGUAUCAAUCAGUUUAGAUUAAACCAUUAACUUUAAACAGCCUGAAUGCCAACAAGAAAAAUGGGCAUAGGAGACAAAAAUGAGGGAAUAUUGUCAAAUGUUUGGUGAUUUACAAAGAUGCCUUCCCCAUCCCUGGACUCUGCGGGGUCCAGCCAUCUUUAGAACAUGAUGGUCCAGUCACCAUGUGUGGCCAAGUGAUGGAUCAUACAUACAGCUUCAAGUGGAAGGAGACUGGUGCACUUCCAUCACUUGUUUGCCAAAGCAAAGCGUGUGUUUUGAGUUGCUGGCUGUUGGCAGAAUUGUUCAUUGCUUCAAAGCAGUACUUUUGAAGCCUGAUGCAAUAUCUGAUUUGGAGGCCGAGGAAGUGUGUGUGUGUGUGUGAGAGAGGGUUAGAAAUUGUGAGUGUUUUUCCCUCAUAAUGUGGUGCUCAAAAUGCUGUUACAGUGGCUGGUGAGUUGUGUGCAAAUCUAAACCAAAUUCCCUCACACCGACAAACAGACACACACAACUUCCGCCUGAAUGAACCAAAGAUAAUGUAUGUUGAUUAACAUUUUGGAUUGUGAGUAAAGGGAUUGUUUGUGUGUCCUACAAUAACAUGUCCUCUCCUGUAAGAGAGGUUUUGUACUUAAAGUUAUUAUAUUUUUUAUAUACAGUUUUAUUGUGAUAUUGUAAUAAACUAUAUUUGAAUGCA